AUGAACCGACCAGGUUUUGGUGGGGCUUCACCAUCCAUUAGCUUCUCCACGGGGAUAACAGAAAAUGGAUGCUCAGCCUCAGAUCUAACCGAGGAGGACAUAGACAAUCUACGUUUUGAACUUGAAAAGGUGGAGGAGGAAAUUCAGACCUUGCGGCAGGUGCUUUUGGUCAGAGAAAAAUAUGCCGCAGACAUCAAGAGGCAGCUUGGUAUGAGCCCGCUCAGUAACCUCAAACAGAACCUGUCCAAAGGCUGGCAAGACGUCCAGAUCUCAGCCCCAUAUCUCAGAGCCUCUGCCGCUUUGGAGGACAUCAGUCACUCCAACAUAUAUAUGAGGACACGGGAGGGUCUCUCUCAUGCAGGCCAGGUGACAUCUUCUGCAAUGUCCAAUAUGGGCGUGACCAUCACCAGGAGACUGUCACAGAUGAGAGCUCUGCCUCUUCCGAGCCCACCACGCACCCUGAGCCACACCAUGAGUGUGCCGACUAUGAGACAUUCCUCUACGUUCAAGUCUUUUGAGGAAAUGGUCGGAAAUGUGAAGGACAAGGUGAGUGGCAGUCGGACAAUGGAUAAUGGAAACACCUCUGGGUUUGAAAGACGAUCCUCACGCACAUGAGAAAGAACCUUCCCACAUAUAAAAAAAAUAUGUUUUUCAUACCUUGUAAAGUUAUGAGAGAAUGUUAAUUUACUCACUUGUCUGUGUGAAUUUGUUCACUAUUAUGUUCUAUUGUUGUAUUAAUACAAUAUGACUAAUAUAAUCCAUUAAAUUUGCAAUGGGAAAUUAUUUUAAACUUAAAUGUAAAAUAGUCUUUUAAUAUGUGAAUAUGUAAUAUUUCUGCAUGUUGGAUAAAUGCAAUGUUAGGAGUUGUGUAUUUGGAUAUAUGAGCGCAGUAAACCCAUUAUCUUAAAAAAGUUUAUUUACUUGCAAUAGGCAUUCAUUGGCAUUAAUUGUGACAUUUACAAAACUGAAUAUCACAAACAAGAAGUAUUUUUGUACUUUACAAUUUUUCAAUUAAAGUCAAUUGAAUAGUG
Perca fluviatilis (European perch) is the source of this 1031-nucleotide messenger RNA. RefSeq names its product tumor protein D54-like. The coding region runs from base 1 to 615 and encodes 204 amino acids. The transcript is spliced from 9 exons. Gene Ontology annotation, cellular component: cytoplasm. NCBI's taxonomy places the organism in Eukaryota, Metazoa, Chordata, Actinopteri, Perciformes, Percidae. The record is from RefSeq and is a predicted model, not a curated record.